AGAGGAGGGUCCGGCACGGACCAGACUUGACGUGUGUCGCCGGACCUCAGCGGCUGUCAGGAGACAACCGGCUGCCUAAAGCCGUCCCCAGCCCGAGCCCAGCGUUCCUAAGCCUGUGCCCGCGGGGCAGCGCCGAGCCACCUUCGGUUAGGCGUUCGAGGCUAGCCCGCGCGCCCUGACAGCAGGGCCGGGAGGCCUCGCGAGAUCCGUGCGCCGCACGAGCCCGACCGGCGUCUUGGGAGCGGCCGAGGUGGGAGUAGCGGGAUGGACGAGGAUCUGGUGGUCGCGUUGCGGCUGCAGGAGGAGUGGGACGUGCAGAUGGCGCGGCGCGCGGCGGCGGCGCGGGAGCCCGUGUCGUUGGUGGACGCGUCCUGGGAGCUGGUGGACCCCACCCCAGACCUGCAGGCGCUCUUCCUGCAGUUUAACGAUCGCUUCUUCUGGGGUCAGCUGGAGGCGGUGGAGGUGAAGUGGAGUGUGCGCAUGACCCUGUGUGCUGGGAUCUGCACCUAUGAAGGGAGAGGAGGCAUGUGCUCCAUCCGUCUCAGUGAGCCCCUGUUAAAACUGAGACCAAGAAAGGACCUUGUAGAGACUCUUUUGCAUGAAAUGAUACAUGCCUACUUAUUUGUCACUAAUAAUGAUAAAGACCGGGAAGGACACGGCCCAGAGUUCUGUAAACAUAUGCAUCGAAUCAACCAACUGACAGGAGCCAACAUAACGGUCUACCACACUUUCCAUGAUGAGGUGGAUGAGUAUCGCCGGCACUGGUGGCGCUGCAAUGGACCCUGCCAGCACAGACAGCCCUACUACGGCUAUGUGAAGCGUGCCACCAACAGGGCCCCCUCUGUUCAUGACUACUGGUGGGCUGACCACCAGAAAACUUGUGGAGGCACUUACAUAAAAAUCAAGGAGCCAGAGAACUAUUCGAAGAAAGGCAGAGGGAAGACAAAAGCAGACAAGCAGCCAGCAUCGGCAGUGGAGAAUAAAGACAAGCUGUGCAGAGGGGAGGCCCAGCUGCUCAUCCCAUUCAGUGGAAAAGGCUAUGUUCUUGGAGACGCAAGCACUUGCCCUUCAGCUGGGAAGCUGAACACCUCAUACAUGGUUAAUGAAGCCAAAGGUCUCUCAAGUCAAGACCAUUCAGUGAGUGGCCUGAGGCUCAAUUCCAAUGCUGAGGUGAAAUGUGAACAGAACUGUCUCCCAAAGAAACCUCAUCUUGUCAGCCCUCUUCCCACUGCUAGUCACCAAAGUGUCCUGAGCUCCUACUUCCCCAGAGUCUCUGUUGCCAACCAAAAGGCUUUCCGAAAUGUGAAUGGAUCCCCAGUAAAGAACGGGACCACUGGGGAUGGCACCAAGCGUCCUGCCUCAGGAGGCUCUCAGAGGAAGGUCCCACCUUCCAGGGCAUCCCUGAGAAAUACCUCCAAAGUCACAGCACCAGCGUCAGCAACCGUGACAUCUGCAGCUGGGACAUCCGCAACCAUAUCCCGAGAGGAGAGUGGGUCUGAAGACCAAUUCCUGAACAAGCGACCCAGGUUGGAGGACAGGACUGCUUUGGAUACUAUCAAGGAACAAACACAAAGUGGUGGUGACCUUCGGAGUAGCUCACAGCCCACAGCCGCCAGCGCUCCUCAGAGCUUGAGCAGUCAACGGCGGCUGGUCAACUGUCCAGUGUGUCAGGGCGUGGUGGUGGAGUCACAGAUUAACGAGCACUUGGACCGAUGCCUGGAAGGUAACAAAACCAACCUGCGACCUCGAAGAGUGUGAGGUGGAGUGGGUCCCACGCUGCCCGUUGGCUCAUGGUGGUGUCACCUGGCAGGUGGCAGGUGAGAGACCUGUAUCUUACAGUCUGACUGACUGCGCCAGCGCUUUAUAGACACCCAGUGAGCAACUGUAGUUUAAGUCUGCAACUCCAUAGGGGGGGAGUGUGCCUGUAAUACCAGAUGCUCAGGAAGCUGAGGCAGGAGCAUCACUCCAGCCCACGACCCUGAGGAAUGUAGGGAGCCUCUGUCUCAGGAGCUUCCGUGUCAGUGUGCUGUGUCCAUCCACGCCUUACCAGGACAUGGCUCCCUUUGUCCCGUGACCGCGUAUGGCUUUAUGUACUUUUGGGUCGUUUUGUUUUGUUCAUGAAGGUUUAGAGUGCUUCUGUUUUUAUGCUCAGGGUAGUCUUAUCUGGAGUCCCUGACAGCUGAAUACUGUUAACGCGAAGCCCCAUCCUCUAAGCCGAUGUUCAUCAUUUUGAGGUCUGACACUUUGUUCAGAUAGUAUGAAACUGUAGUUGUCCUAAAAGGACUCAAGAGUUCUCUUUAAAUCCUAACAGCUUUCUGUAGUUUAAAAGAUUUGACUUUCUACAUAAAGGUGGCACCAAAUUUUAGACUUCUAUAUUCUUAGUAACUUAUAUUUUAAAUAGAAUAUAUUUAUGUAUAUAAUUUGUCCUACUUUUACUAAAAAGUGGCAGCAGAUUUUAAAGACUCAUAUAUUUAAAAGAAUUUUUCUAGUUAAUGAUAACUCAUGUUUAAAAUCCCAGUACUUGGGAAGCUGAGGCAGGGAGAUGGCUGAGGGGGUUUGAAGCCAGCCUAGGCUUAAGCUCCAGUGUGGGCUAUGAUGAGACCAUGUCUCAAAGUUUUUGUUUGGGCUUUUUUCCUCCUUCCUUCCUUCCUUCCCUCCCUCCGUCCCUCCCUCCCUCCCUUCCUUCCUUCCUUCCUUCCUUUUUUCCCCUCUGUCCCAUCUUUAUUUACCAAGCAGCGGUUGCAGAAUUGAGAGUAAAGUGGAUACCGAAUGUACAGUGCAGUUGUUUUGGAAUGUUAAAGUGGUUACUUGGUUCUGCAGGCCAGAUUUGAUGGGAACGUAAGUGAAUGGUUUAAACUUGGUGCUAAAAUGUAACUGAUGUAUAACAUCUCACCAAGCUGCCUGAUUCCUUGGAGAGCAGAAAAUGCCUAGGCAGCACUGUGAACUCUACACCAAAGUGCGAGCAAAGAUGACCAUCUGAGCUCUGGAAGGUUGUGUCUGUCUGCAUCCGGGCAGGGGACGCAGACAUGUGGCUCAGUUUAUCUUGUCUCCUGUCUGUUCCUCCACCUUGCUGACUUUGCUACACGGUGCAUAAAUCUUGUGCAUUUUGGGGUGAACCUGGUUUGUCCGGUGUUCCCCUGUAUAAUUUCCUCCAUUACGUCCCCCAGGGGAGCUGGGGGAGUCCUGCUGUAGUUGACCCUUCACAGGGCCUGCCUUCUCCAUCCCCAGAGGUCACAGUUUGUUACCAGAGAGUGUGAAGGUAGUUUCUUUGUUACCGUGUAGGCUUAUUUUCAUUCCUUUGUAGAAUUUAAAGAUAGCUAGAAGUUUCCUCCCUCACCCCAGUAUUAUUGAACCAUUGGAAGUGUCCCAGUGCAGGGCUAAGCAAUGCUGACAACAGCCACUCAGGAGUGGACGUCACAGGGUGUCUGUGGUCAGCUCUAUCCAACUCUCCUCCCAGCAGUGGCCACUGUGGCCUUUCAGCAUCCCUGACAGGGUCUUUAGGUGCAGGAUUGGGUGACAAGUUUUGCUAUUUCUUAAAGCAUGAAGUUAAUAGUAUUUAAUGUUUAUAGGUAAAUAGCUAUUAAAGGUUUUUUUGGAUAUAUGCCAUAUUUUCACUAAUUUAACAGGUUAUAGACAAUUAAAUAUUUUUGUGCCAAACUACCUAAGUUCUAGGGCUAUGAAACAAAUUAGGUGGUAGUUCACACCUUUCAGGAGCUACAUCCUCAGUGAGGGAAACCUGCAGAUUAAUAUUGGUGCUUUGUGAUGGUGCUGGGUCAGGGUUUUACUCUGGCACUGGUUUUGAGUUGAGUUAGCUUGUUAAGGAAGGGGAAGGGCCUCAGGCUGGGAGAGAACUGGGUACAUCCUGUAGAAACACAAGAUGGUGAGCUGGAUGGAAUGUGAGAUUUGAGCAGAGGGCAGGAGGGAGGGAGAGUGUAGACAGGUUGAGGGUGGGACUGCACCUGCUGUGUCUGUCUACUAACCACCUGUGCAGAGUAGCCAGGUGCAGUCUCGGCAACACCAGCUUCUCAGCAUGGUGAGAAUGCUAGAAAGUGGGAAUGUAAUGAGCCUGUAGUUGUUACGAAGAUUUGCCCCUAAGAGUAGUUACCCUUUUAUCUGUCAUUUUAUCAGUGAAAUGUGGAUUUUGUUUGUAUUUUCCCACUGGAAGGAAAUUUCUAACCUCACAGUGGAGCUGAAGUUGGUUCAGCUCCACACUUUAGGGCCACAGCUGUACUCCUGUUUUACAGAAUUUGUGCUUACAUCCCAGUUCCAUGCUAGUAAAAAGCAGUGUGAGAAACCUUUCCUUGGCUUUGCCCAACUGAGUCCACAUCCUAACUGGGACCUCUGAAGAAAAGGGAAAAACAUUAAAACCCCAUUCUGUCUUGUUCCAAAGCUCUAAGAUUGUAUUUUUUUUUCAAAGCUUUACAGAAUUUAAAAAUAAACAGUGUUUUGAUGUAAA
This is a messenger RNA of Mus musculus (house mouse), 4456 nucleotides long. RefSeq names its product SprT-like N-terminal domain (gene Sprtn). The record is from RefSeq and is marked validated. Gene Ontology annotation, biological process: response to UV; positive regulation of protein ubiquitination; interstrand cross-link repair. Gene Ontology annotation, molecular function: single-stranded DNA binding; double-stranded DNA binding; DNA binding. NCBI's taxonomy places the organism in Eukaryota, Metazoa, Chordata, Mammalia, Rodentia, Muridae. The transcript has 5 exons. The coding region runs from base 265 to 1758 and encodes 497 amino acids. Gene Ontology annotation, cellular component: chromosome; nuclear speck; nucleus.